Messenger RNA from Drosophila eugracilis, 1287 nucleotides. Its product is annotated as casein kinase I. The record is from RefSeq and is a predicted model, not a curated record. Gene Ontology annotation, biological process: peptidyl-serine phosphorylation; signal transduction; endocytosis. NCBI's taxonomy places the organism in Eukaryota, Metazoa, Arthropoda, Insecta, Diptera, Drosophilidae. Gene Ontology annotation, molecular function: ATP binding; protein serine/threonine kinase activity. Gene Ontology annotation, cellular component: nucleus; cytoplasm. The coding region runs from base 87 to 1121 and encodes 344 amino acids. The transcript has a single exon.
UCCCUUUAAAUAUCAGAAAUAUAUUUUUAGAAAUUCCCAUUUGGAUCGAAGAACAAAAAGAAACACCAAAACAAAAAAUUUUAAAAAUGGAGCGACUUCGAAUGUCCCUUAACCGUGAAGUGCGUAUCGGCAACUAUAAGGUGGUACGGAAGAUUGGCUGCGGAUCCUUCGGUGAUAUAUAUCUGGGCAUCUAUAUCCACAGUGGCGAAAGGGUGGCCAUCAAGGUGGAGAGCACCAAGGUCCGUCAUCCGCAAUUGAACUACGAAAGGCGAUUAUAUCGCGCGUUGAGAGCAGCACCUGGUUUACCGAGAAUUCGUUAUUACCACAAAGAGCAGCAUUACCAGGCGAUGGUAAUGGAUCUACUAGGACCAUCACUGGAGCGUCUUUUCCAGUUCUGUGAACGUGCCUUCACCAUCAAGACCGUCCUCUUGCUGGCCGAGCAAAUGGUACGACGAGUUGAGUAUGUUCAUAAUCGUGGCUUCCUCCAUCGCGACAUCAAGCCGGAUAACUUCCUGAUGGGUCUGGGCAACAUGUCCAAGCAAGUAUAUCUCGUGGACUUUGGUCUGGCCAAAAAGUUCAUGGACAUAACGACCGGUGUGCAUAUACCGUAUCGUGAGGAGCGUCCCCUAACGGGUACCGCCCGUUACGCCUCCAUAUGCGUUCAUGCGGGCGUUGAGCCGUCGAGACGCGAUGAUAUGGUGGCCGUUGGCUAUGUCCUCAUGUACUUCAAUAGGGGCUCACUGCCAUGGCAGGAUCUAAAGGCAUCCACCAAGCAACAGAAGUACGAACGCAUCCAUGAGAAGAAGAUCUCGGUUAGUGUGGAGGUCCUUUGCGAGGGAUUUCCCUGUGAGUUUACCAUGUAUCUGAACUAUUGCCGCGGCAUGGGUUUCUAUGAGAAACCGAAAUACGACGACAUCUGCCGGAUGUUCAGAAUGCUGCGUGAUGGCAUCAAUCUACGUCCUGGCCUCAUCUACGACUGGGACAUGCUGAUGAUGAAGUUCCAUAAUACCCAGAAAAAUCCGGGCAUUGGUCAACGUGUCUUUCCACCCAAACAGGAGGAAGAUGAGGGCCAUAGUGGUGAGCCGAUUGUCAAGGACGAAAAAUGCAACAAUUGGCCAUGAGAAUGGAUGGAGAUAUUCCUGGGGAAAUCCUGCAGACCUGCAAGUCAUCCAAAGUGUGUGUGACAUCCAAAAUUCAUAAUGACGAUAAAUUUCUUAAGUUACCUAACCUGAAAUGAGAACCACCUCCCUCGCUUGAUAACUUUAAAUUAAAGUAAAUAAUAUCUAA